ACUACCUUCCAAAUUCAAAGUUCAAAGUUCAAAGCAUAGCCAUCAAUUUCUCACCAUAACUUCAAGCAAAGAAACAUGCAAAAGAGAGUGCAAUCCUCUUCAUCAAAUUACAACAACAUUAUCAUUGGUCCUCAGUAUUGUGUUCCUCAUUAUCUUGACCUAUCAAUUAUGAGAAAGGUCACAACAUUAAACGAUAACUUCACAAUCACAGAUAUUAAUGGCAAAAUCUUUUUCAACCUUGAUUCUUCUUUGAUAUCUCUCCAUGAUCAUCGUCUCUUACUUGAUGCCACCGAAAAAUCCGUCAUCAUGACUCUCCGACGAAAGGUAAUGAAAGGACACGAUCGAUGGGAAGCUUUUCGAGGUGAAAGCACGGAGCUUAAAGAUUUAAUAUUUAGUGUAAGGAGAUCACUCAUGUUUCAAACAAAGAUCAAAUUAGAUGUAUUCUUAGCUAGUAACAUCAAAGAAAAUACAAGUGAUUUUAAGGUCAAAGGAAGUUGGUUUGAAAGAUCUUGUGUUGUUUAUGCUGGUGAUUCUCACAACAUUGUUGCACAAAUGCAUAAGAAGGACAGUGUUCAAAGUGUUGAGUAUGGGAAAGAUAAUCUCAUGGUUAGAGUGUAUCCUAAUGUUGAUUAUGCUUUCAUUGUGGCAGUGAUUUUGAUUCUUGAUGAAAUUAAUCAAGACAAAAUAAGACAACAACACUAGGGAUUACUAGGUUGUUGUUAUAAAUCCUAGUUGCAAUUCAGAGAGUUGAUUGAUACUCCGAAUUACUAGGUAUCUUUUUGUUAAAAGGGUUUUAAAAAAAGAGUUGUCUAUUUGUUUACUACCUUUUUCUUUUAGUGUAAAGAUAAUUUUUCAAAA
Molecule: messenger RNA, 858 nt
Organism: Vicia villosa (hairy vetch)
Lineage: Eukaryota; Viridiplantae; Streptophyta; Magnoliopsida; Fabales; Fabaceae
Product: protein LURP-one-related 15-like
Exons: 3
Coding region: 76-702 (208 amino acids)
Source: RefSeq, a predicted model, not a curated record